Molecule: messenger RNA, 3855 nt
Organism: Cottoperca gobio
Lineage: Eukaryota; Metazoa; Chordata; Actinopteri; Perciformes; Bovichtidae
Gene: ide
Product: insulin-degrading enzyme
Biological process (GO): amyloid-beta metabolic process; hormone catabolic process; peptide catabolic process
Cellular component (GO): mitochondrion; cytosol; peroxisomal matrix
Molecular function (GO): metal ion binding; metalloendopeptidase activity
Source: RefSeq, a predicted model, not a curated record
GCUGGUGUCAUCCUUUCCACUCAGAAUGACCGACCUGGCUGUGAACAGGGUGGUUGGUGAAAUAAUUCGCUCUCCCGAGGACAAACGGGUUUACAGGGGGUUGGAGUUUACCAAUGGCCUGAAGGCCAUGCUCAUCAGUGACCCAACAACAGACAAAUCCUCAGCUGCUUUGGAUGUCCAGAUAGGUUCAUUAUCGGACCCGGGGAACAUCUCGGGCUUGGCGCAUUUCUGUGAGCAUAUGCUGUUCCUGGGAACAAAGAAGUACCCCAAGGAGAACGAGUACAGCCAGUUCCUCAGUGAGCAUGCAGGCAGUUCCAAUGCCUUUACCAGUGGAGAGCAUACCAACUAUUACUUUGACGCGUCUCAUGAGCACUUGGAAGGAGCACUAGAUAGGUUUGCCCAGUUCUUCCUGUGCCCACUGUUUGACGAGAGCUGUAAGGACCGGGAGGUGAAUGCUGUGGAUUCUGAGCACGAGAAGAACCUGAUGAAUGAUGCCUGGAGGCUGUUCCAGUUAGAGAAGGCCACUGGCAACCCUAACCACCCCUUCAGUAAAUUUGGAACAGGUAACAAAUUGACCCUUGAGACCCGGCCGUCUAAAGAAGGAAUUGACAUCCGUCAGGAGCUCCUGAAGUUUCAUUCUACAUAUUACUCAUCCAACCUCAUGGGACUGUGCGUGUUGGGAAGAGAAUCAUUAGAUGACUUGACCUCCAUGGUGGUUAAGCUAUUUGGAGAAGUGGAAAACAAGAACGUACCGGUCCCAGAAUUCCCUGAGCACCCCUUCCAGGAAGAACACCUCAGACAAUUCUACAAAUUGGGUCCCUAUUUAAAGACAUCAGGAACCUGAUAUGUGACCUUCCCCCUCCCGGACCUACAGAAGUACUACAAAUCUAACCCAGGACAUUAUCUGGGGACAUCCGAUUGCGGUCACGAGGACCCGGAAGUUUGGUUAUCUGAGCUAAAAUCCAAAGGCUGGGUGAACACACUUGUCGGAGGACAAAAAGAAGGAGCCAGAGGAUUCAUGUUCUUUAUCAUCAAUGUGGACUUGACCGAGGAGGGUCUCCUGCACGUUGAGGACAUCAUCUUCCACAUGUUCCAGUACAUCCAGAAACUGCGUACUGAGGGACCUCAGGCUUGGGUGUUUAACGAGUGCAAGGAUUUAAACAAAGUGGCCUUCAGGUUCAAGGACAAGGAGCGACCCCGUGGCUACACUUCCAAAGUGGCUGGUCUUGUACACUACUACCCUCUUGAGGAGGUUCUGGCAGCCGAGUAUCUUUUGGAGGACUUCAGGCCAGAUCUGAUCGAGAUGGUGCUGGAUAAGUUGAGACCAGAACAUGUCAGAGUUGCAGUGGUGUCAAAGUCAUUUGAAGGGCAAACGGACCAGACAGAAGAGUGGUAUGGUACGCAGUACAAACAGGAGGCCAUUACUGCAGAGUCUAUUGAGAAAUGGGCAAGUGCAGACCUCAACAGCAAGUUCAAAUUGCCCAUGAAGAACGAGUUCAUCCCGACCAACUUCGAGAUCUACCCUCUUGAGAAAGACUCUCCGUCCGUCCCCACUUUAAUCAAGGACACUGCUAUGAGCAAAGUGUGGUUCAAGCAGGAUGACAAGUUCUUCCUGCCCAAGGCGUGUCUGAACUUUGAGUUCUUCAGCCCGUUUGCGUACGUGGACCCAUUGCAUUGUAACAUGGCAUAUUUAUACCUUGAGCUCCUCAAGGACUCCCUCAACGAGUAUGCAUAUGCAGCCGAGCUAGCUGGCUUGAACUAUGACCUCCAAAAUACCGUCUAUGGGAUGUAUCUGUCUGUUAAAGGUUACAGUGACAAACAGCACAUCCUGCUGAAGAAGAUCGUUGAGAAGAUGACCUCCUUUGAGAUUGAUGAGAAGCGUUUUGACAUCAUCAAAGAAGCGUACAUGAGGUCCUUGAACAACUUCAGAGCCGAGCAGCCUCACCAGCACGCCAUGUACUACCUCCGUCUACUAAUGACAGAGGUUGCUUGGACCAAAGACGAGCUCAGAGAAGCCCUGGAUGAUGUAACUCUCCCACGCCUCAAGGCCUUCAUACCUCAGCUUUUGUCACGGUUGCAUAUUGAAACCCUUCUCCAUGGCAACAUCACCAAGGAGUCUGCUCUUGGCAUGAUGCAAAUGCUGGAGGACACGCUCAUUGAGCAUGCUCACACAAAGCCCCUCCUCCCGAGCCAGCUGAUUCGCUACAGAGAGUUGCAGGUUCCAGACGGUGGCUGGUAUGUUUACCAGCAGAGGAACGAGGUGCACAACAAUUGCGGCAUUGAGAUCUACUAUCAGACAGACAUGCAGAACACCCACGACAACAUGCUGCUGGAGCUCUUCUGUCAGAUCAUCUCGGAGCCCUGCUUCAACACACUGAGAACCAAAGAGCAGCUGGGCUACAUUGUCUUCAGUGGGCCCCGGCGGGCUAACGGAGUGCAAGGCCUGCGCUUUAUCAUCCAGUCGGAGAAGGCACCCCACUACCUGGAGAGCCGCGUGGAGGCGUUCCUCUGCACCAUGGAGAAGUCUGUGGAGGAGAUGGCUGAUGAAGCCUUCCAGAAACACAUCCAGGCCCUGGCCAUCCGCCGCCUGGACAAGCCGAAGAAGCUGUCUGCGGAGUGUGCCAAGUACUGGGGAGAGAUCAUCUCUCAGCAGUAUAACUUUGACAGAGAUAACACUGAAGUGUCCUAUCUGAAGACUCUGACCAAAGAAAACAUAAUGCACUUCUACAGAGAGCGUCUGACAGUGGAGGCCCCGAAGAGACACAAGGUUUCCGUUCACGUCCUGUCCAGAGAGAUGGACUCCUGUCCAAUAGUGGGAGAGUUCCCUGCUCAGAACGAUGUCAACCUGGCCCCCGCUCCUUCCCUGCCUCAGCCGACGCAUGUUCAGGACAUGACGGAGUUCAAGAGGAGCCUGCCUCUCUUCCCGCUGGUCAAGCCUCACAUCAACUUCAUGGCUGCCAAACUGUGAGCGAGGCCGGCAGGUGGACACGCAGCAGCACGGGAGGCGGGGCCGCCACCCCUCCCCUCCUCCCGCCAGGAAGACUGAGCCUGCGCGUGUGUGUGUGUUUGCGCGGGUGAAUGUGUGUGUGCAUGUGUGGCAGGCUGGAGCCACUAGAAGAGAUGCUUGGAAACAAAUGCGUGUAAUUUGAAUCACAAAGUUAGCCGUGGUCGUCGGCAUAGCUGCGAUAACGAUAGAGGUCACGCCAGACUCUCCUCCAUGUUGUACGUCUCUCAGAGGAGACGCAUCACACCACUGUGUAGGCUGUUGUAGAGGUGAUAGAAACAACCUAUUAAAGAGAAAGAAUAAAAAAAAAAAAGGGGGGGGGACCAGACUCCUUUUAACCAAGUUGUAGUUUGUAGUAUUCAGCAGGAGCUUCACAGCAGGAGGUGUUUUAUUUGAAUUAUUCAUUUCAGACAUGCUGCUUUGAGAAUGGAUAUUUGGUUUAUUGUGAUGACCUGCGGGGCUGCAGAAGGUAAAGAUGGUAGCUCCAUGACGGUCUUCUUUUAUUUGUUGGACUGAUAUGUUUAUCAUGCAACUCUGAGGCACCAGGACCCUCCUGAAAACACCGGCUCAAAAAGAAUAUUUUAUUCAACUGGAUGCUUUUCUGAAGAAUAUUCGCUGUAUUAUCGUUUUUAAUCCUCGCCUGUUUUGAAAUGUCGUUGCUUGUAAACUGGUAAAAUGUUGGGACCCUUUGAGGAGCUGUUUGGAUUUGUUAAUCAGAGAGCGACGCACAUGAGAUUUAUUUUAUUGCAUUUUACAGUAGUAUGUAAUUCAGACCUCAGGGGAACCUCUGCUGUUUUCUUAUGUUUUAACAUUCAAUUUUACUAGCAAUUUGAUUAAAAAUAUAAACACUU